This is a messenger RNA of Nomascus leucogenys (northern white-cheeked gibbon), 1230 nucleotides long. RefSeq names its product taste 2 receptor member 8 (gene TAS2R8). The record is from RefSeq and is a predicted model, not a curated record. Gene Ontology annotation, biological process: detection of chemical stimulus involved in sensory perception of bitter taste; sensory perception of taste; G protein-coupled receptor signaling pathway. Lineage: Eukaryota; Metazoa; Chordata; Mammalia; Primates; Hylobatidae. Gene Ontology annotation, cellular component: membrane. Gene Ontology annotation, molecular function: G protein-coupled receptor activity; bitter taste receptor activity.
UGGGAGCAAUUUCAGCCAAACAUUUCAGUUAUCACUCCCUAAAGGGUAAUAAUUAUAAUUUUUCCAGGCUGUAAAUAACUAGUCAAGCUUCUCAUUAGUUGGUUUCAUCUUCAGGAAUGUAGAGACAAUCCUAUUUCAGAGGAGAGCUGGACACUUCUGGAAUGAUAACAAAGUCGAAAUAACAGCAGAUGAAAACAUUAUUGCAUGAUUUGAAGAACUGAUUUAUCAUGCUUUAGCAGGUCACCUGUAAAUUAGCUCAUCUACAGUGAUAUUUAAAAUCAGAUUGUUCUCUCUACAAACAUGUUCAGUCCUGCAGAUAACAUCUUUAUAAUCCUAAUAACUGGAGAACUCAUACUGGGAAUAUUGGGGAAUGGAUACAUUGCACUAGUCAACUGGAUUGACUGGAUUAAGAAGAAAAAGAUCUCCACAAUUGACUACAUCCUCACAAAUUUAGUUAUUGCCAGAAUUUGUUUGAUCAGUGUAAUGGUUGUAAAUGGCAUCGUAAUAGUACUUAACCCAGAUGUUUAUACAAUAAGUAAACUACAGAUAGCCAUUUCUACCUUCUGGACAUUUGCCAACUACUUAAAUAUGUGGAUUACCACCUGCCUUGAUGUCUUCUAUUUUCUCAAGAUAGCCAAUUCCUCUCACCCACUUUUUCUCUGGCUGAAGUGGAAAAUUGAUAUGGUGGUUCGCUGGAUCCUGCUGGGAUGUUUUGCCAUUUCCUUGUUGGUCAGCCUUAUAGCAGCAAUAGUACUGAGUCGUGAUUAUAGGUUUCAUGCAAUUGCCAAACAUAAAAGAAACAUUACUGACAUGUUCCAUGUGAGUAAAAUGCCAUACUUUGAACCCUUGACUCUCUUUAACCUGUUUGCAAUUGUCCCAUUUAUUGUGUCACUGAUAUCAUUUUUCCUUUUAGUGAGAUCUUUAUGGAGACAUACCAAACAAAUAAAACUCUAUGCUACCAGCAGUAGAGACCCCAGCACUGAAGCUCAUGUGAGAGCCAUUAAAACUAUGACUUCAUUUAUCUUCUUUUUUUUCCUAUACUAUAUUACUUCUCUUUUGGUGACCUUUAGCUAUCUUAUUACAAAAUACAAGUUAGCUGUGGAGUUUGGAGAGAUUGUAGCAAUUCUCUAUCUUUCGGGUCACUCACUUAUUUUAAUUAUUUUAAAUAACAAAUUGAGGCAGGCAUCUGUCAGAAUGCUGAUGUGUAUAAAAAUUGCCUGCGUGAUAUGA